GUUCUUCUCUCCCCAUCCUUUCAGGCUUUGCUUUCAACCCCACGACACACAAACUAACACAACCCGAGAUGAAGCGAAUACACAAGAGUUGAUCGAACCCAAGGCGAAGGCGAAGGCGACGGCGACGGCGACGGCGACGGCGACGAAAGGUGGUGGAUGCGGCCCUGACUUCUCCCCGCCACCUCCUCGGCCUUCAUCCUCCUCGCCUCCCCCUCCCUCCGCGACGGUGGCGGGCGCCGCCCGCAGAGUAAUCAGCCAUGGUUAGCAUAAGGAGAAGAAGAUAUUUGGGGCUAUGUUCCGGGAAAAGUUCCUUUCCUGUUUUGCUUCCUAAGCCAAUGGAUAAUAAUAUUUCUGUGGAUAAUUCUAAUCCACAUGUGAAUCUAAAUAGUGUGCAUCCCGUUCCUUCAGUCGAUACUGGCCUUGGAAAGAUGGAAGACAAGUCUGCAGCAUUUUUUAGAUCCACGAAUGCAUUUGACUCAAGCAUGUCAAAGGAGGAGCCAAAUAAUUACUAUCCUGGCAAAGAAAUUAAACGCAGAAAGCGACAUAGGAGAAAGCACUAUGAAGACCAGGAGCCAUGCAUAAUGAGAGGGGUAUAUUUUAAGAAUAUGAAAUGGCAAGCAGCAAUAAAAGUUGAGAAGAAACAAAUUCACCUAGGAACAGUUGGAUCUCAGGAAGAAGCUGCACGAUUGUAUGACAGAGCGGCUUUUAUGUGCGGGAGAGAACCUAAUUUUGAGCUCUCAGUGGAGGAAAAAGAAGAACUUAGACAAUACAACUGGGAUGAGUUUCUGGCCCUGACUCGCAGUGCAAUUAACAACAAGAAGCAGCAGAGAAAGUUCAGUGUAGGGAAGCAAAAAAAGUCAGAGACUAAAACCACAUAUAGCAACUGGGAGCACGAAAGAGCCACUCGUGCGUCAUCUAUGUCUGAUGAUGAAGACGAUGAUGUCGAUGUCGAUGUCGACCCUUAAGUCUGUCUCAUAAUUAACCAAGACCCGAGAAAUCCAAAACAACAAGCUCCCAUAGUUACAGAGUCGAGACUAGUUUCUAUACGUGUAUAUAUAGAUGAUAACCAGGUAAUAUUCUUGUUAAUUUGCUUUGCAACUAAGGCCCCUAUUAGGGCGAUUUACUCUUUGAAGCAUCAGUAUCCUCAAAUACGUUCUUGUUUGAGAUACCAUUUGUCAACAUUUUUCAGAAAGUCUUUUUCUUACCGUGCAA
This is a messenger RNA of Zingiber officinale, 1212 nucleotides long. RefSeq names its product ethylene-responsive transcription factor-like protein At4g13040. NCBI's taxonomy places the organism in Eukaryota, Viridiplantae, Streptophyta, Magnoliopsida, Zingiberales, Zingiberaceae. Gene Ontology annotation, biological process: regulation of DNA-templated transcription. The coding region runs from base 258 to 965 and encodes 235 amino acids. The transcript is spliced from 7 exons. The record is from RefSeq and is a predicted model, not a curated record. Gene Ontology annotation, molecular function: DNA binding; DNA-binding transcription factor activity.